Messenger RNA from Ophidiomyces ophidiicola, 1614 nucleotides. RefSeq names its product putative U3 small nucleolar RNA-associated protein 7 (gene utp7). Lineage: Eukaryota; Fungi; Ascomycota; Eurotiomycetes; Onygenales; Onygenaceae. Gene Ontology annotation, biological process: maturation of SSU-rRNA from tricistronic rRNA transcript (SSU-rRNA, 5.8S rRNA, LSU-rRNA). The transcript is spliced from 2 exons. Gene Ontology annotation, molecular function: protein binding. The record is from RefSeq and is a predicted model, not a curated record. Bases 1 to 1614 code for a protein of 537 amino acids. Gene Ontology annotation, cellular component: 90S preribosome; small-subunit processome; nucleolus.
AUGGAAGUUGAAAUUUCCAGACCAACGCCUACGCAACGUCGCUCAUCUCAUUCCAACUCCGAUGCCAAACUCCGACUUGCAGAAGCUCAAAAGCAAUAUGGACGAGGAAAGAAAAUUAAUGUCAAGAGUAUACGAGAUAAGAAACUUCGAGGCCAGCUGAGGACCCUUGAGAACAAGUAUAAAUAUGCCGCCUUGAAAGCGAAGGAUGCGGAGAUAUUAUUAGAGCACGAAAGCGGUUUCCUAGAGCCGGAAGGAGAGCUUGAGAGGACAUAUAAAGUUAGACAAGAUGAGAUCAAGGAUAGUGUGGGACUAGAGACAGCAAAAAAAGGAUUUGAACUGAAAUUAGAAGAUCUUGGGCCGUAUCGUGCGGACUAUACUAGGAAUGGCAAGAUGCUUUUGCUUGCAGGCCGCAAGGGCCAUGUUGCGACAAUGGACUGGCGAGAUGGGAAGCUAGGUUGUGAACUACAACUAAAAGAGACAGUGAGAGAUGCAAAAUGGAUGCAUAAUGAGAUGUUCUUUGCUGUGGCGCAGAAGAGAUAUGUCUAUAUCUAUGACCACAAUGGCGUGGAAAUACACUGCCUGGAUAAGCAUGUUGAGGCAACAAAUUUGGAGUUUUUGCCAUACCAUUUUCUCCUGGCCAGUGUUGCGACUUCCGGCUACCUCAAAUAUACCGAUACUUCGACAGGACAGCUCGUUGCCGAGCUUCCCACCCGACUAGGGUCACCUACAUCCCUUUGUCAGAACCCCCAUAAUGCAAUUCUCCAUGUUGGCCACCAAAAUGGCACUGUAACUCUCUGGUCACCGAACAGCUCAACAGCCCUUGUCAAAGCGCUCGUCCACCGAGGUCCCGUACGAUCGCUCGCGGUUGACCGCCAGGGUCGGUAUAUGGUUUCUACUGGUCAAGAUAUGAGGAUGGCAAUUUGGGAUAUACGUAUGUUCAAAGAAGUACACAACUACUCGGUGUUUCAACCUGGUUCAACAGUUUCCAUUAGUGACCGAGGCUUAACGGCUGUCGGCUGGGGAACAAAGGUCAGCAUCUGGAAGGGGUUAUUCGAAGCCGCUGCAGCAACGGAAGAAAAGGUUCAGAGUCCCUAUAUGUCCUGGGGUGGCGAUGGACAGCGUAUCGAAAACGUACGUUGGUGUCCGUAUGAAGAUAUCUUGGGUGUUGCCCACAAUAAAGGUUUCGCCAGCCUGAUUGUUCCUGGGGCUGGUGAGGCCAACUUCGAUGCCUCAGAAGCAAAUCCGUACGAGAACGCGAAACAAAGACAAGAAGCAGAAGUGAAAGCGCUUCUUACGAAACUACAACCAGAAAUGAUCUCUCUUAACCCUGACUUCGUAGGAAGCCUAGAUCUGGUUAGUGAUAGGAUGAAGCGAGAAGAAAAGGAUCUUGACAAUAAGAAUGAAGACCCCAUCGAAAAAUUGAAAAACCGCGGCCGUGGGCGAAAUAGUGCCUUACGAAGGUACCUUCGAAAGCGGGGAUCAAAGAAUGUUAUUGAUGAGAAGAGACUCAAAGCUGAAACUUUACGAAAAGAGCAAAACUCAAGAGUACAAGAGAUAAUGCAGCGAGAGAAGGAAGAAUUAGGCCCUGUCCUAGCGAGAUUCGUGAAGAAAUAG